This is a messenger RNA of Budorcas taxicolor (takin), 1651 nucleotides long. RefSeq names its product BEN domain containing 5 (gene BEND5). Gene Ontology annotation, molecular function: DNA binding. The record is from RefSeq and is a predicted model, not a curated record. The transcript has 6 exons. The coding region runs from base 26 to 1291 and encodes 421 amino acids. Gene Ontology annotation, biological process: negative regulation of DNA-templated transcription. NCBI's taxonomy places the organism in Eukaryota, Metazoa, Chordata, Mammalia, Artiodactyla, Bovidae.
GCGGGGCCCGCCCCCUGCGCCCACCAUGUACGCCUUUGUGCGGUUCCUGGAGGACAACGUCUGCUACGCGCUGCCCGUGUCGUGCGUGCGCGACUUCAGCCCCCGCUCGCGGCUGGAUUUUGACAACCAGAAGGUGUACGCCGUGUACCGGGGCCCGGAGGAGCUGGGCGCUGGGCCCGAGAGCCCCCCGCGCGCCCCCCGCGACUGGGGCGCGCUGCUGCUCCACAAGGCCCAGAUCCUGGCGCUGGCAGAAGACAAAUCUGACCUUGAAAACAGUGUGAUGCAGAAGAAAAUAAAAAUCCCCAAACUUUCUGUCAAUCUCGUAGAAGAAGAUGGGGAAGUUAAAGAUUAUGGGGAAGAAGAUUUACAGCUUAGACACAUCAAGAGACCCGAGGGGCGGAAGCCGAGCGAAGUGGCGCACAAGAGCAUCGAGGCAGUGGUGGCCCGGCUAGAGAAGCAGAACGGCCUGAGCCUGGGCCCCGGCACGUGCCCGGAGGAGGUGUUCGUGGAGGCCUCGCCGGGCGUGGGGGACAUGGACAGUCUGGAAGACGCCGGCGUGCCCCGGGCUCUGUACGAGGAGCUGCUGCGCAACUACCAGCAACAGCAGGAGGAGAUGCGCCACCUCCAGCAGGAGCUGGAGCGGACUCGGAGGCAGCUGGUGCAGCAGGCCAAGAAGCUCAAGGAGUACGGGGCGCUCGUGGCUGAGAUGAAGGAGCUCCGUGACCUCAACCGCAGGCUGCAGGACGUGCUGCUCCUGAGGCUGGGCAGUGGUCCCGCCAUUGACUUGGAAAAAGUAAAGUCAGAAUGUCUCGAGCCCGAGCCGGAGUUACGGAGCACUUUCAGUGAGGAAGCAAAUACGUCGUCCUAUUACCCCGCUCCUGCACCUGUCAUGGACAAGUAUAUCCUAGACAAUGGCAAGGUCCAUCUGGGAAGCGGGAUUUGGGUUGAUGAGGAGAAAUGGCACCAGCUGCAAGUCACCCAAGGAGAUUCCAAGUACACGAAGAACUUGGCAGUCAUGAUUUGGGGAACAGAUGUUCUGAAGAACAGAAGCGUCACAGGAGUUGCCACAAAAAAAAAGAAAGAUGCAGUCCCUAAGCCACCCCUCUCGCCCCACAAACUAAGCAUCGUCAGAGAGUGUUUGUACGACAGAAUAGCACAAGAAACUGUGGAUGAAACUGAAAUUGCACAGAGACUCUCCAAAGUCAACAAGUACAUCUGUGAAAAAAUCAUGGAUAUCAAUAAAUCCUGUAAAAAUGAAGAACGAAGGGAAGCAAAAUACAAUUUGCAAUAAACUUUGGAUUUUUCAUAAAGCCUUCUCGUUUUCCUUGCUUGGCGUUGUGAUUUGCGGGCGAUGGUGUUGUCCAGAUCAGACCCCACCAUGCAUGGUGGUGUGUGGGCCAGGAGCCAGUAGGGUUCUGGGGUCAGCCGGCCUGUUCUGAACUUGGACUUCUCACUCCAAAGACCGCAGAUGGAUUUGCUGAGAUUCAGGCAGCAACCUGGCACCAGAGUUGUUCCAGGGAUGGUGAAAAUCCUGUCCUUUCGGAAGGGGAUGAAGUGACUCUGAGUUGCCUAUCACUCGGCCAAGAAUUUGAGCUGAUAUUUUUACCAUUCAAGGACUUCUAUCUUUGUUCCUCUAUUUUGUUCUAUAAUA